Molecule: messenger RNA, 1429 nt
Organism: Misgurnus anguillicaudatus (oriental weatherfish)
Lineage: Eukaryota; Metazoa; Chordata; Actinopteri; Cypriniformes; Cobitidae
Source: RefSeq, a predicted model, not a curated record
AUCAUUAAUUGAAUUCUGUAUGUACAGCUAGAUAAUACAGAUUAUUUCUGACUAACAGCUGACAGCUCAGUCAUGAUGUUUCCUUUUGGUUUGUGGAUGUUGUUGAUUUUGUGCAUUGGAUGUUUAGGUGAAAAUCUGCAGUUUCCUGAGUUUAAUGGGGCAACAGGAAAAAGCGUAGUGCUCGCCCCUGAAGACCCACCAUACAUUUCUUCACAGAUUGCUUCAAUUACAUGGGCUUUUGGAGUGGUUAUUAUUCUUCUCUCAAACUCUGCUGGAACUUCAAUAUCUCCAGAAUAUGCUGACAGAGUUCAUCUGGACCCCACCACAGCUGCUCUGAAGCUCAAAAACCUGACUUUGAAUGAUUCUGGGACAUACAGGCUGACUGUAUCAACAAGUGAUUUCAAUACCCAUGCAGGACAAACUUCACUUAAAGUGUAUGAAACAGUAUCUGACACCACACUUAUUGUCGUGACAAUUGGUCCACAAGAAUCAUUAAUAGAGGAAGAAUCAAGUGCUAACUUAACCUGUAAAGGAAGCGGAAACAUCACUUCUGUGGAAUGGAUGAAAGAUAAUAAUCCACUGACACCCAGCAACAGAAUCAUCUUCUCAUCUGAUAACAGAUCAGUGUUGAUCAGUCCAGUGAUCAGAUCAGACAGUGGAGAAUAUCAAUGUACAUUAAGAAAUCCUUUCAGCUCUGAUACUGCAAACCUCAGACUUAUCAUCAACUAUGGACCAGAAGAUGUUUUUAUUGAUGGUCCGAAUGAAGUGGAUUUAGGCCGUCCUGUGUCGCUGUCUUGCUCUGCCACUUCUGUACCUUCUGCUUCAUUCACCUGGAGCUUUAAUGGAUCAGACACCGGUGUAACCACAAACACAUUUACCAUUGAUAAGAGUGACAUCACACACAGUGGAGAUUACAUCUGCACAGCCCACAAUGAUGUCACAGAGAUAAAUGUCUCUCAAAGACAUCUAUUAGUAGUUAAAGUUGGUGGUGAUGGAGGUGGAGGGCUGACAACAGGAGCAAUGGUUGGGAUUGUCAUUGGAGUUUUAGUGGCAGUUGCAGGCAUUUGUGGUUUGAUUUUCUACUUUAUAAAACAAAAACAACGUUCUAGGCCGGGUACUAAUAAUGCCGAGACGAUAUACGAAAACGUUGACUUUAAAAAAUAAACCCACCCUGAAUAUUUAAAACUAACCUGGAGUGACCUACAAUAUUCAUUUUUUGUUUCAUCAUUUAGCUGUGUUUUCUGAUAAAAUUAUAAAACAAUUUAUUUAAGUUAUUUUAUUUCAAACAUAAAGAAUAUUGAAGCUUUGUUCUCUGAAUUGUAUGAGGCUUCAAUAUGCAUACAAAGAUGUUGAAUCACUUGUAUUUGUAUAUCACAGAUUUUCAUAUUCUCUGCUAUUUCUUGUGAAAGUGGUUUGUGUUUUUUGUUAU